Orycteropus afer afer is the source of this 2963-nucleotide messenger RNA. It is a transcript of the gene ZSWIM5, whose product is annotated as zinc finger SWIM-type containing 5. Lineage: Eukaryota; Metazoa; Chordata; Mammalia; Tubulidentata; Orycteropodidae. Gene Ontology annotation, cellular component: Cul2-RING ubiquitin ligase complex. Gene Ontology annotation, molecular function: zinc ion binding. The record is from RefSeq and is a predicted model, not a curated record.
GCUUCCACCUGAGUGGCACAGUAACGGAGCCGGCCACUGCUUCUGAACCAGCAAUGACUUACAAAGUUGCAAUCAGUUUUGAUCGAUGCAAAAUCACUUCAGUGACAUGUGGCUGUGGGAACAAGGACAUAUUCUACUGUGCUCAUGUGGUGGCACUCUCACUCCACAGGAUCCGUAAACCAGACCAAGUCAAAUUGCGUCUUCCUAUCUCAGAAACUCUUUUUCAGAUGAAUAGGGAUCAGCUACAAAAGUUUAUUCAAUAUUUAAUCACAGCACACCACACUGAAGUUCUUCCUACUGCACAGAAACUGGCAGAUGAGAUUCUAUCCUCCAACUCAGAAAUCAACCAAGUGCAUGGUGCCCCUGAUCCCACAGCUGGAGCCAGCAUUGAUGAUGAGAACUGUUGGCAUUUAGAUGAAGAACAAGUGAAAGAACAGGUGAAGCUCUUUCUUUCCCAAGGUGGUUACUAUGGCUCUGGAAAGCAGCUCAACUCAAUGUUUGCCAAGGUUCGAGAGAUGCUGCGGAUGAGAGACUCCAAUGGAGCCAGGAUGUUGACACUUAUAACAGAGCAGUUUAUGGCUGACCCACGUCUCACACUCUGGAGGCAGCAAGGAACAAGCAUGACAGACAAGUGCAGGCAACUCUGGGAUGAGCUAGGGGCCUUAUGGGUGUGCAUCAUUUUAAAUCCACAUUGCAAACUGGAGGAAAAAUCCUGUUGGCUGCUGCAACUGCAGAAGUGGAGCGACCUUGAUGUCUGUCCCCUGGAGGAUGGGAACUAUGGCCAUGAGCUGCCCAACAUCACCAAUGCACUUCCCCAGAGUGCCAGUCACAACCCAGACUCUUUAUCCAGACCAAAACGAACAGUGUUCACUAGAGCCAUCGAGGGCCGUGAAUUGCAUUGGCAGGACAGCCACUUACAGCGAAUCAUCAGCAGUGAUGUAUACACAGCUCCUGCCUGCCAACGGGAAAGUGAGAGACUGCUCUUUAAUUCUCAAGGCCAGCCACUGUGGCUUGAGCAUGUGCCUACAGCCUGUGCUCGGGUUGAUGCCCUGCGUUCUCAUGGUUAUCCAAAAGAGGCCCUCAGACUCACAGUGGCCAUUAUCAAUACUCUGAGGUUGCAGCAACAGAGGCAACUGGAAAUCUACAAGCAUCAAAAGAAAGAACUGCUGCAGAGAGGAACUACAACCAUCACAAACCUGGAGGGAUGGGUGGGCCACCCCCUGGAUCCCAUUGGCUGUCUGUUUCUCACUUUGACUGAGGCCUGCCGCCUGAAUGAUGAUGGCUAUCUGGAAGUGUCAGAUAUGAGUGAAAGCAGAACCCCUGUGUACCAGCAUGUACCUGUGGCUGCAGGCUGCCCAAACAGCAGUGAGUCCUACCUGUCAUUGGCCCUCGAAGUUGCUCUCAUGGGAAUGGGUCAACAGAGGGUGAUGCCUGAAGGCCUCUACGCACAGGACAAGGUAUGCCGUAAUGAGGAACAACUCCUGAGUCGACUCCAGGAGCUGCAGCUGGAUGAUGAGCUAGUGCAAACACUGAGGAAACAGUGCAUCUUACUGCUAGAAGGAGGUCCUUUCAGUGGUCUUGGAGAAGUUAUCCACCGGGAGAGCGUGCCCAUGCAUACCUUUGCCAAGUAUUUGUUCUCAGCUCUGCUGCCGCAUGAUCCAGACCUAUCCUAUAAAUUAGCCUUACGUGCCAUGAGGUUACCUGUUCUAGAAAACUCAGCUUCUGCAAGUGACACUUCUCACCCUCACCAUAUGGUGUCUGUGGUACCCAACCGUUAUCCUCGCUGGUUCACGCUUGGGCACUUGGAAUCACAGCAGUGUGAACUGGCCUCCACCAUGCUGACUGCUGCCAAAGGGGACACUCUGAGGCUCCGAACAAUCCUGGAAGCAAUACAGAAGCACAUCCAUUCUUCCUCCCUCAUCUUCAAAUUGGCUCAAGAUGCAUUCAAGAUUGCUACUCCCACUGACAGCAGUACCGACAGCACCCUGCUCAACGUGGCCCUAGAGCUGGGGUUACAGGUGAUGAGGAUGACCUUAUCGACCCUUAACUGGAGGCGCCGAGAGAUGGUGCGGUGGUUGGUGACAUGUGCUACAGAAGUGGGUGUGCGGGCCCUGGUGAGCAUCCUGCAGAGCUGGUACACACUCUUCACUCCUACCGAGGCUACUAGUAUUGUGGCUGCCACAGCCGUGUCUCACACCACUAUCCUGCGCCUCAGUCUCGACUAUCCACAGCGGGAGGAGCUGGCCAGCUGUGCUCGCACGCUGGCCCUGCAGUGUGCUAUGAAAGAUCCACAGAGCUGUGCCCUGUCAGCCCUUACACUCUGUGAGAAAGACCACAUCGCCUUUGAGGCAGCCUACCAGAUCGCCAUUGAUGCUGCUGCUGGUGGCAUGACCCAUUCACAGCUGUUCACCAUCGCCCGCUACAUGGAGCUCCGUGGCUACCCGCUACGUGCCUUCAAGCUGGCCUCGCUGGCCAUGAGCCAUCUGAACCUGGCCUAUAACCAGGACACCCACCCGGCCAUCAAUGAUGUGCUCUGGGCAUGUGCCCUCAGCCACUCUCUGGGCAAGAAUGAGCUGGCAGCUCUCAUCCCACUGGUGGUGAAGAGCGUGCACUGUGCCACAGUGCUUUCAGACAUCCUGCGUCGCUGCACGGUGACUGCACCUGGCCUGGCCGGCAUCCCGGGACGCAGGAGCUCCGGAAAGCUCAUGUCUACUGACAAAGCUCCACUGCGCCAGCUGCUGGAUGCCACCAUCAAUGCCUAUAUCAACACCACACACUCACGCCUGACACACAUCAGCCCUCGCCACUACGGAGAGUUCAUUGAGUUUCUGAGCAAGGCUCGGGAGACCUUCCUUCUGCCCCAGGAUGGCCACCUGCAGUUUGCCCAGUUCAUUGACAACCUCAAACAGAUCUACAAAGGCAAGAAGAAACUGAUGUUGCUGGUGCGAGAGCGCUUUGGCUGA